GGGCCCGCAGUAACUGGUAGGUGGGGUCGCCAACACAGACAGGAAAUGUGACGAAGUGGGGUCAUCUCCAACGAACAGGGACGAGAGAUGCUUUUCCAUCGCGAAAAAACUAGAGAAUUCUAGCUUCGUCUUCCCUGAAAGAGGCUCGUCAAAGCACACCUGCACCGCAAUCUUUCUCCUUAGUCGCGGUGUUCACGAACUAAGUACAUAUCCGUGAUGCUCCCCUUUCUCUUCAGCUCUUCAUCAUGUUGAAGGGGGUGCUGGUAUCUGAUACCAGCCUGCACCGCCCAUGUUACAGUCGCCCAUUCGCGGGAGUUGCCUCCAAUUUAGCACUAAGUCUUCAUCGAAUUCGUGCCAUUCGGCAUGAGAGUUUCACCAGUUCAGUGAGGUGGGGGUUGUUCUCAUGUUCCAUCUAGUUGCAUCAGCCAUUUUCUGAUGCGAGUAAUUUCAGAGAGUAAGCCAAAACCUUAGCUUAUGUCCUUAGAACUAGGUGUAAAGUAUUGAAGUCACUGACCUCCCCUUUGUACAUUUUGUUCGUGAGAAACUCGGAAAAUCAAAGUAAUUAAGUUAAGCUACCAGCUCUAGCGAAGCUUAGGGUCAAUGUCACUCCCCUGUAACAAUUUUCCAGCUGAAGCGACAAGCUUUCUACCUCCCUUGAUGGGUAGAAGUCAAGCACAAGACUGAAUUGAGAGGAGCUCAACAAUCCUUCAACCCUGAAUUGCGGGUAGAAUGGGGGUAUCGUUCUAGUUAGUGUCGACAAAGAAAUCUGUAUCAGAGUCUGAAAAUGCCAAGUUCCCUCGCUUCUUUCGGUCUAGUUUGUUCUUCCGAGAAACUUUUUAGUGAUUCAAGUUACUGAAUCGGUUCAUUCUUCAUAGAGUUGUACAUAGUGUCUUUAAUUGCACAUUCCGUGCUUCGAUUCCAUAUUCAUGUUUUCAUAACGACGACAAUUGGGUUCCUCGAAAAUUAAUAUCUCAAAGCACUGAGAUUCUGAUCACCAAAGCCUCGUCUGAUCAGAAUACGAAACACCUGUACCAGCUCCAAGCAAAAACGUAUUCGUAUCUCAAGUAAUUGCAAACGUCGGCAACCUCGGACUGUCACCCAUCUGGAAGGGAGUUUUAGCUGCUGUUGUCGCUCUCGUAUUUCGACCCGUGACCUUGAUUUGAGCCAAGUUUUUUGGAGUGAAACUUGCAAGGCUCCAAAAAAAUCGAGCGAGUGUAGAGAGUGAACGAUUAACUUGUAGCAUUGGAACUCUUGGUGAUAAUCUCUCAGAACCCCAUCAAAGUAGACCUCCGCGGUCUUCUAUUUGAGCCUUGAAUCCAUCUACCAGAUGAUCAACCGAGAAGCAUUCUCAAUAAUUCAAUCGCUCCUCGGUUUCAUGCUCAGCAGCUUGCUGUUACAUCGCCGGUUGGGGUCCAUGGCAAGAAAUGUCGCCUCCAUCGAUAACUGGCAUGGCGCCAUCGAGGUCGUCAUCGCCGCACCAGUGGGAAAGGUUUGGGCCAUCGCCUCCAACUGGCUUAAUUUUCCCAGAAGCGCUUCAGUGGAAUGCACCGGGGGCAAAAGCGGCGAGCCUGGCUGCGUGCGCAGGGUGCAAGCGAAAAACUCCAACUUCUGGGUUGAAGAAAUACUCACCGGGAUCGACCACGACAACCGUAUCCUCUGUUACGACAUCAUAGGCGGUAACAGCGGCAUUGCUAGUGGUUAUAAAGCAGCCAUUCAAGCCACCGCAGAAAGAGACAGCAGUACGAGAGUAGUGUGGCCUUUCAAGUUCAGCUCCGAUCAGCUGCGCGCUGAAUCCAUGACUCCGAUAAUCAAGACGAAGGUCACGGCUCACAUCAAAGAGCUGGAGGAGCUCGCCCAGAACUUGUGAUGCCAAACCAUUACAAAUCAUUUCCUUACUGGUGAUCAUCACGUGUCGCAACAGCAGCUCCUUCUGAUAAUUCAUUAGAAUGAACCUCUGAUAUUCCUCUUUUUUUUUUCUUUUUUUCUUUUUUUUUUUCGCUGUUUUAUUUUUCUUGGUUCUACAGAAGCCGAGUUCACAUGGUGGUUUCGUUCUUAGUCCCAGUCCGUCCUUGGUAAUAAUCUUGUUUUAGUCAAAGUUUUUGCCCGCUUUAAUAGUACUAGUCUUCACAAUGAGAAUGAUUAUAGUGCAGACUGUGUAAGAACUCAGUACAUGCCUUUUUUUCUCUGCUGACUGAAAGCUGAUUGAGAGUACAUUUACGACAUAGACAAUAGUUUCCUUACAACGUAGCACUGGGAUAGACAUCAGCUACAACGCAUGAACCUAGAUAAAAGGGAGGAAAAAAGAUAAAGUAAAAGAAGCAGAUAGAAGUGAACCUAUUUACUUGCUCAUGGUCAGGUCGUCAUGUGCAGGUGUGUUUUUUGCUUACUCUAGUUCAUUGAGUAAGUUGACCGGGUUACGCAUUCAUUCCUCAAGGUAUUUAAACUCAUGUAAGUUCACACGGUAUGUUUCUUAUUACAUGAAGGAAGCUAAUGACUCAACUUCCUCAACAAGUUAGCAAAGGGUAUUCACUAAGUUGCUCGUUUGUACAGACUAUUCUUAUACAAUAAAUCUGCCUAGCUGCACUCUCUUCAACCUGCGCCAGUUUCCACUUGUGAAUUGUUGUCCAAGUGGUUACACACUUUUGAAAACUUUUCAUGAUCUGUAUUUGAUUGUCCUCAUUAUGUCACGUUGACAAAUGCUUUUUAAGAGCUACAUUGAGGUGACAUGAUUGGGAUCACGCU
This is a messenger RNA of Physcomitrium patens, 2742 nucleotides long. The record is from RefSeq and is a predicted model, not a curated record. Lineage: Eukaryota; Viridiplantae; Streptophyta; Bryopsida; Funariales; Funariaceae.